AUCAUAUGACUAUUUUCGUCACGUCUAGUUCUCGCUAUUGAUUCUUGUCUUGGUCUCGAUUCUCGCUCGACAUAGUUUUUGUGUGUAUCAUCUGAAAUGGCGAGUCAGACACAGGGGAUCCAGCAAUUGUUGGCUGCUGAGAAACGCGCAGCAGAAAAAGUCUCUGAGGCCAGGAAGCGAAAAGCAAAACGUCUAAAGCAGGCUAAGGAAGAGGCUCAGGAUGAGGUGGAGAAGUACAGACAGGAGCGGGAGAGGCAGUUUAAAGAUUUCGAAGCCAAGCACAUGGGCACAAGGGAGGGAGUCGCCGCCAAAAUUGAUGCUGAGACCAGAGUGAAAAUCGAUGAGAUGAACAAAUUGGUCCAGAUGCAACAGGAAACGGUGAUCACAGACAUCCUGAAUCUUGUGUACGACAUCAAGCCGGAACUUCACGUCAACUACCGCUUAGAAUAAGCGAAACACAAUAAUAAUUAAUGUUACUUCUUUCGCUUUUAAAACCGUCGCGAACCUAGUUGUCACUGUUAUAAUUAAUUAAUAGCCACUUUUGGCGUGCGUCAAAUUUCGCGCCAAACAAAAUGGCUGUCGUAUGCUGUAUAUACAGAUAGCUUAAAGCCAUUUAAUAUUUAUUAUCCUAAACAUUUAAUUAUAAUCAGCUCGAUAUCAUUCCAUUUGUGACCUUGGAGGAUCCGCUUACGAACACAAAAAAAAUAAAUAUAUAUUAUUAAAUUGUAUGUUAUUCAAUGUUAUAUGUUGAAUAGAAAUAUAUGGAGUUUUAAAAUUAAUAUUAAUGUUUUUAUUUUUGCGUGUUACAUUUAGUCUCAAUUGCUUGUACAGUAUUAGAAGAAAUAUAUUAAUAAACUGA
This is a messenger RNA of Danaus plexippus (monarch butterfly), 859 nucleotides long. It is a transcript of the gene Vha13, whose product is annotated as V-type proton ATPase subunit G. The coding region runs from base 97 to 450 and encodes 117 amino acids. Gene Ontology annotation, cellular component: vacuolar proton-transporting V-type ATPase complex. The record is from RefSeq and is a predicted model, not a curated record. Gene Ontology annotation, molecular function: proton-transporting ATPase activity, rotational mechanism. Gene Ontology annotation, biological process: proton transmembrane transport. NCBI's taxonomy places the organism in Eukaryota, Metazoa, Arthropoda, Insecta, Lepidoptera, Nymphalidae. The transcript has 4 exons.